This is a messenger RNA of Ooceraea biroi (clonal raider ant), 4635 nucleotides long. It is a transcript of the gene Golgin104, whose product is annotated as coiled-coil domain-containing protein 186. Gene Ontology annotation, molecular function: small GTPase binding. Gene Ontology annotation, biological process: vesicle cytoskeletal trafficking. The record is from RefSeq and is a predicted model, not a curated record. Gene Ontology annotation, cellular component: trans-Golgi network. NCBI's taxonomy places the organism in Eukaryota, Metazoa, Arthropoda, Insecta, Hymenoptera, Formicidae.
CUCAUAAUGCUAAUUUCUAUACAGACUGAUGCCAACUAAUGCGGCUAACAUCUUCAGUUAUCUGACGCAGUAUCAACAACACGAACUGGUAUAAGCAAAACAAGUGUAAGGAGAGGGGUAUCAACUCCACUCCUUUCAAAGAGAAUGCAUUACAUGCCGUCGUAGGACAGAGACGUAGCAGAGAUAAUAUUUAUGUGCCGAGAUAAACAUGUGAUAAAUGGGUCAUAGCAAGUGCAUGUGCUGUGCGCGUGUGUGUAUGUGUAGUCAAGCGUGCUGCUCACGACUACAUUCAUGCAUCAUGUAUGUACAUUAUACGCACUCAUUACACGCGUUGUUUGACGCAAAUUUUGCGCAUUUCUUCACUACUCAGCGAGUUCGCAAUUUUUGAGGUACAAAACGAGAUGGCGCUGAAGAACGUCGCUUUUUUUUCAAGAGAAAGAAAACUUGGAAUGUCGCAAUUUGCCUUUCGUAGUGAUUGAAAUAGUGAUUGAAAGUGAGUGUCUCCGAGACUAAUGGUUUAUCCUUGCAAAAUCACAAAAUGAUGAGGUAAAAAGUCAACUUCGCGUUCCAACCAUAUAUUUCGUUCGAGAUGGGCGAAAAACCUGAUUUUCUUGGUGACGGGACUAAUCUCACCGAAAAAUGUGACGACGAUAAUAAAAUUAUAGAGCAAGACGUUCAAUUAAUCACAGAUACAGGAAUCAUUGUUCCAAAUGAUCAUCAUGAAAGUAAAGUAUGCAGUGAUAACAGUGAUUUAACAUUAUUGAGAAAAGACAAUGGAAAGUCAGACUUGAUGGAUAGUAUUAAUCUCGAUAUUGAGAACUCUAUUACUAACGUUCCUAAUACAAACCUUCAAACAUGCCAACAACUGUUCAGUAGUGAAAACUGUCUUUCGCAAAACAGCGGAUAUCUUCGCAAAUCGUUUACCCACAGCGUAUCCCUGCCCACAAUAGCGACAUCAUCUGCAGAUACGUCUUUAGUUGGAAGUAUAGCUAAUAGAUCUAAGAAUGAUACGCAAACACAAAUCAAUUUAAAAACAGCAUGUACCGAUGAAGAAGAGACACUAUUUAAUCAGUCAUGCGAUGUGAAAAAACAAUCUGAAUCCUUGAGAAAUAGAAAAAUUACUGAAGCAUGUCGGAAUAAUUCAUUGGACAAGCACAAUGAACUGGAAAGUAUAGAUUCACAAUUACAAACAGUUGAUAACACGAGUUCAAGUGUGAAAAAUCAAAGCGAGGGAGAUCCAUCAAAGGAAAGUGGAUCCAAUGCACUUAUGCCAAGUAAACAUGCACGAAACAAUCCGAUACCACGAACGGUGCUGGCCGACGACAGUAAACUCGUAAAAAUGUCUCUUCUAACGAAUCCAAUGAAUAUAAUGCAAUCGAAUGCACAGCUGAUAAACAAAAGUCGAAACUUUUUAAACUUUAUUACGGAGAAGUCGACAAACAUCAUGGAGAAAGCAUUGCUGCCGCAACAUUUGGCAAUGAGAUACAAUCACGCGUCGAGAUCUAUCGAAACUGACGCAAGACUUUACGCUAAUAACGAAUCUGCUGCUAGAGGUAUAACGCCUAGAUCAAAUAUAAAUGUAACCACCUCGAAUGAUAUUCUUAGUGCGAAAGGUUGUUCGAUAAAGCGGACUUGUGGCGACAACAAAGACGAGUUGGAUAACGUAGUGAAUAACGAGAAUGAAAUCAAGACGAAUGAAAUCGUGUGCACUGAUUUUCCGCCGAACGAGGAACAAUCAAUGCAUAAUAACGAUCUCGAGAACGACGAAGUGUCAAAAGAGAGAAAGUAUAUCCCUGAAACAAGUAACAUAGGUGUCAUCGCGGCACAAGCGAGAUGCGACGUAUCGCUGACGGAAACGAAUGAAGAUAAAUAUACCUGUUUGCAGACGGAAAAAUUACACGACGAUAAAUAUAAGGAAGAUUCAGAGGAGAAGUUAAAUCGAUCAGACAAAUCGUUCCACGAAAUUCAGACGACUAGGGAUGCGUUGACCUUACAGGUGGAAAACUUAGAGAGGACUGUAAAUAAACUAUCAGCGGAUUUGAACGCGUCGCUGAAUACGCAACAAACUCUAAGAAAGGAAUGUCUUGCAGCUAACAAGGAGAAGGAUAACAUGGUUAUGAAAUAUGUAAUUAGUGAGAAACAGUUGAUCGAUUCGCAAAGAGCGAAAGAAUGCGCGGAACGUAAAGUUAAGGAGGUUCUGAAGGAUCAGGAAUCGCUACAAAACAAGCUGCGCCAAACACAGGGUGAGCGUACAAGAAUAUGUGUCAUCUUGGAUGGUAAAUGUCGCGAAAUAACUGAGCUUCAAAAGGAAAUGGAGACGGUAAAGGAGGACGUUAAGAUAAAGGAAAUCAAACUGAAGUGGUCACAGAAUAAACUUAAAACUGAAAUGGACUCGCAGAAGGACACUCAACAGAAAUUGGAUAAAGCUUUGAUGAAGAUAAAUGAUAUGAAAGAAGAGUGUGAACAGAUACGCCGCGAAACGCAAGAAUCGUUCCGUAAAUUUCAACAGUCCGAAGAGAAUAAGGCUGUAACGUUAGAUCAACAGUUAAAGGAGCAUCAAGCGCGUUUGAUCCUAGAACGACACGUUACUGAAGAUAAGGAAACGCUAAGGCUUCAAUUGCAAAGAGAAUUGGAAAUGCUAAAAUCUAGGCAACAGAGUCUAAUCGAAGAAAAUAAGAGUCUCAACGUGAGAGUUCAAGAAUCCGAGCAAGCUCGAUUGAGCAAUGAGGAUAAUUUGAAUAAGUUAAGGAUAGCUGUUAAUCAGCGUGAAGAACAGAUCGCCGAAUUAUUAAGCAAGGUUUCGCAAUUGGAAACAAUGAAACUCCAGUUGCAACAUAAAGACGAAUGUAUGGCAGCGGUUGAAGCUGAACUUGCGCAGCUACGAUCGGCAAACGAGGAAUUACGAUCUGACAUGCAAGCAUGCCGUCAAAAGGAGGCGGACAUGCUGGACUUUACGCAAAAGUUGACACAUAAAAAUGUAUGUCUUCAGUCGGAGUUUACCGCGAUUGAGACAAAAGCGAAUCAUCUCGAAUCCGAACACGGUCCGCUACGUGAUUGUAUCGGUGAACUGACCAGUAAGGUCAAAGCUCUGGAGGAGGACUUGGCGCAAGAACGAAGAAAGAGACGAGAGGAGUGUGAGAUCUUGGCUAGACAUGUCGCCGAACAGACUCAGCUCGCGCAGAACUUUGCCCAGAAAUUGGAGGAUAGUCAGGGCGAAAAUGCAAUACUGAAGAGGAAGCACCAAGUGUCCAUAAAGGAGAUGGCACAAGAAUUGCAACAGUGUCGUAGAAAAUUAGAGAUGUUGGAAGCCGCUUCGCCUAAUAAUUCAUUAGAUAUUGCAUCCAGAACGGGAUCUAAUACUUCUCUAAAUACAGGUGAUGCGUUGAACGGCGCCUUAUCGGAUAACAAUUCCAACGGUGAUCAUAUCCAUUCCGUAGAACCUAGUAAACAAGUACUGAUUGACCGCAUCAUCAAGCUGCAAAAGAUCAAUGUAAAAAGAGCGGAGAAAUUAGAUUUUCUAGAGGAACAUACGCAAACGUUGGUCGAAGAGUUGCAGAAGAAAACAAAAAUAAUACAAAACUAUGUUUUACAUCAAAACUUUGGAGCUCUGACAUGUAACGAAAGAGAUAGACACAAGCAUAUCAAAAGCAAAAGGGAUUCAGCGGAAUUGGCACGACACGGAGGCAUAAUGGCAUCUGUUUACAAUCAUCGAGUCUCGGAUGAGAACAUGACGCUGGAACUUUCAUUAGAGAUCAACCAAAAAUUACAAGCUGUUCUUGAGGAUGCAUUAUUGAAAAACAUUACCCUAAAGGACAAUAUCGAUACAUUAGGUAAUGAGAUAGCGAAAUUAACAAUGCAGCAUCAACAAAAACAAAUUGAAAAUUAAUAAUUAGAUGUUGUGUGUAUAUAGGACGUCGUUAUGUAGAUAUAGUAUACGACUAUUGUAUGUUAAAUAUUCAUUCAAGAGAAUUAUUUCCCAUUUACAUUAUGAUUUGUUACCUUUAUCUUGACAAGAGAUGUUCUUAUUUAUUACAUUAUCUGUUAUUAUACGACUCGCAACACACUAUGUAGACAUAUUGCUACUGCUUCGUCUCGAAUUGUAUAUUCCUCAUAAAUUUACUUUAAAGAAACUUUACGAACAAGUAACUGACUGCGACUAAUAUAUUUUCUAUUUUGUUUUAAACAUGUAAUAUAUCAUCAAACACAUGAAUGCCGUACACUUACAAAUUUUUAAUUUCUAUCUAAAAAGUAUCGUGUAUCAUGUGUUUAAUUGUAUCGAAGUAUCAUGUGUUUAAUUGUUUAAAUAGAUUUAGAAAUGUUAAUUUAAUAGUUGUACAUAAUUAAUUCAAUCACAGAGUCUUGCAAUGGUGCAUUUAUCAGUUAUUCUAGUUUGAUAAGUGUAUAUGUACACACUUGUUUAAAAUUCAUAUAAAUUAGAUUAAGUUUUUUGAAAAGAAGAAAGAAAUUAUAUGCAUAAAAUGGACAUGCUUAUUAAUCCUAAGUACAUGUAUGUGUAUAUGUAUAUAUUAUUACUUUUAGUAAAUUGUCACUUCAAGGAAGAAGAUCGCCUACACUUAUUAAGGGAAUAUCAUAAUAACGCUAGAGAUCUGUUAAAUAAAGAUUUAUUUUGCAAGU